UUUGAGAAGCUUAAGUCAUUACUCACUACCGCCCCCAUAGUCCAGGCACCCAACUGGAACCUACCCUUUGAGAUCAUGUGUGAUGCUUCAGAUUAUGCUAUUGGUGUUGUGCUAGGUCAGCGAGAAAAAAAUAAGUUACUUCAUGUGAUUUACUAUGCUAGCAAAACUCUGAAUGAUGCCCAAAAAAAGGGUGCCGAAAAUGUUGUAGCAGAUCACUUGUCUAGGCUAGUUGUUAGUUCCCCAGAUGAUUCCCUUCCUAUAAGGGAUAGCUUUCCUGAUGAACAAUUGUUCUUUGUUACCCAAUUACCUUGGUAUGCGAAUAUAGUGAACUAUCUUGUUACUGGUCGAAUGCCCCAACAUUGGGGUAAACAAGAUCGUUCUAGAUUUUUAGCCGAGGUUAAGCACUUCUUUUGGGAUGAUCCUUAUUUGUUUAAGUAUUGUCCAGACCAGAUUAUUAGGAGAUGUAUACCUGAGAGUGACCAGUCCAGUAUUAUUUCCUUUUGUCAUGAUCAUGCUUUCGCUGUAGACUAUGUCUCUAAGUGGAUUGAAGCGGUUGCGUGUAAAACCAAUGACCAUAGGGUUGUGAUAGAGUUCUUGAAAGAAAAUAUACUUACACGUUUUGGUACACCGCGAGCUAUAAUUAGUGAUGGAGGGUCGCACUUUUGUAAUGGACCUUUUAGGCUUUUAAUGAAGAAAUAUGGUAUUACUCAUAAGGUAGCUACCCCGUAUCAUCCACAGACUAGUGGUUUCGGCAGUGUGAACGCCUUUACUGCGCUUGCUCGUCGUCAGGAAAUAACACCUCUUCCGAUAAAGGCCGGCAGUGUUGAGCCCUCUAGGGAAGAAUUACAGGAAGGAUCUGAGGAAGGAUCUGAUUCUGAAGACGAUUCUAAGGUAGAGGCUUGUGAAGAUUUGCCUUUAGCUGCAGCGACUACUAUUGGUGCGUCGGAGAUGGAGGUUGAUCAGACGAAAGGCAUGGAUGCGACUCGAACAGCGGAGAAUGCUCUGACGACUGUCAACGAAAGAGUGGAAUAG
Papaver somniferum (opium poppy) is the source of this 1032-nucleotide messenger RNA. RefSeq lists its product as uncharacterized. Lineage: Eukaryota; Viridiplantae; Streptophyta; Magnoliopsida; Ranunculales; Papaveraceae. Gene Ontology annotation, molecular function: nucleic acid binding. The record is from RefSeq and is a predicted model, not a curated record. The transcript is spliced from 5 exons. The annotation marks the transcript as partial. Gene Ontology annotation, biological process: DNA integration.